AUGGCCUCCGCUUCACCAAGGUCUGAUACUAGUAAUAACCACAGUGGAAGGUUACAGUUACAGGUAAUUGUUUCUAGUGCCAAACUAAAAAGAAGAAAGAACUGGUGUGGAACAGCAACAUAUACAGAAGUAGUUGUAGAUGGAGAAAUUAAGAAAACUGCAAAAUCCAACAGUUCUAAUCCAAAAUGGGAUGCACAACUAACUGUAAAUGUGACCCCACAGACCACAAUGGAAUUUCGAGUUUGGAGUCAUCACAUUUUGAAAGCAGAUGCUUUAUUAGGAAGAGCAACAAUAGAUCUGAAAGAGGCUCUGUUAAUACACAACAGAAAGUUGGAAAGAGUGAAAGAACAAUUAAAACUUUGCUUGGAAAACAAGAAUGGUAUAGUGCAAACUGGUGAAUUAAUGGUUGUGCUGGAUGGAUUGGUGAUUGAGCCAGAAUACCUAAAAAGCUGCAGCUCACCUCCAGCCGUAGAAACACAGCAAACUGGUGAUGCCUUACAUGAAAAUGGAGAGCCAUCAGCCAGGACAAUGACCAGGCUGGCUCCUGGAGGUCUAAAUGGAAUAGAUAACCAUGUACCUUCCAACACUGCGGUGCAAAAUUCAUGCUGUUCACAUGUAAUUAAUGGAGACAGUGCACCUUCAUCUCCAUCUCAGGCAGGGGCCAGACCUCCAAGCACACCAGCUCCCAAACCACUCACCUCUGAGCCAGCCAGUGACGCUGGUAAUGGAGAAUCAACCUCACUUGCACCAACUGCUGGCCCUCCUGCCACAGGGACUGCAGUGGUCCCUGAGGAUGGCACCUCCUCAUCACGUUGCAUUGGGACCACUGGUGAGGAGGCCACUGUUCCAGAAGUGCCCGUGUCCUCGGAGCACAAUGGAUGCGUCCUCUCUGAUGGCAUGACAUCCGGGUCUGGGGCCGAUGGUGACCCAGACCCUGCUGCCUCUGCUCCUCGAAAUAGCUCUGCCUUCGAAGCAGUCAAGUUAAGGCCGCAGGGUGGGUGUGUGGAGCGUGGGAGGAAUGCCGGCACGGAAACCCUGCCCUCGGGGUGGGAGCAGAGGAAAGACCCUCAUGGGAAAGCCUAUUACGUGGAUCAUAAUACUCGAACGACCACGUGGGAGAGACCACAGCCUUUACCUUCAGGCUGGGAGAGAAGAGUAGAUGACCGUGGCAGGGUGUACUACGUGGACCACAAUACCAGGACAACCACAUGGCAGCGGCCGACCCUGGAGUCACUGCGGAACUUUGAACAGUGGCAGUCACAGCGCAGCCAGCUGCAGGGUGCCCUGCAGCAGUUUAACCAGCGCUACCUCUACUCGGCUUCAGUGUUAGCUGCAGAAAAUGAUCCCUAUGGGCCUUUGCCACCGGGUUGGGAAAAAAGAGCGGAUUCAACAGACAGAAUUUACUUCGUGAAUCAUAACACAAAAACCACCCAAUGGGAAGAUCCAAGGACUCAAGGCUUCCUGAACGAAGAGUCCCUGCCAGAAGGCUGGGAGAUUAAAUAUACUCGGGAAGGUGUGCGGUACUUCGUCGAUCAUAACACCAGAACAACAACGUUCAAAGAUCCUCGCAAUGGGAAAUCAUCUGUAACUAAAGGAGGUCCACAGAUUGCAUAUGAACGCAGCUUUAGGUGGAAGCUUGCUCACUUCCGUUGCUUGUGUCGGUCCAACGCACUACCCAGUCACCUAAGGAUCAACGUGUCCCGGCAGACAUUGUUCGAAGAUUCCUUUCAGCAGAUUAUGGCAUUAAAACCCUAUGACUUGAGGAGGCGAUUAUAUGUAAUUUUUAGAGGAGAAGAAGGACUUGAUUAUGGUGGUUUAGCAAGAGAAUGGUUUUUCUUGCUCUCACAUGAAGUCCUGAAUCCCAUGUACUGCUUGUUCGAGUACGCAGGCAAGAACAACUACUGUCUACAGAUCAAUCCCGCAUCCACCAUCAAUCCGGACCACCUUUCCUACUUCUGCUUCAUAGGUCGCUUCAUUGCCAUGGCACUUUUCAAUGAAAAGUUUAUUGAUACUGGUUUCUCUCUACCAUUCUACAAGCGUAUGCUAAGUAAAAAACUGACAAUUAAGGAUUUGGAGUCCAUUGAUACUGAAUUUUAUAAUUCCCUUAUCUGGAUAAGAGACAACAACAUUGAAGAAUGCGGCUUAGAAAUAUACUUUUCUGUUGAUAUGGAGAUUUUGGGAAAAAUUAUCUCACAUGACCUGAAGCUGGGAGGUGCCAAUAUCCUGGUGACUGAGGACAACAAAGACGAGUACAUUGGUUUAAUGUCAGAAUGGCGUUUUUCUCGAGGAGUGCAAGAACAGACCAAAGCUUUCCUGGAUGGUUUCAAUGAAGUUGUUCCUCUUCAGUGGCUGCAGUACUUUGAUGAAAAAGAAUUGGAGGUUAUGCUCUGUGGCAUGCAGGAGGUGGACCUGGCCGACUGGCAGAGGAAUACUGUGUAUCGGCAUUACACAAGAAACAGCAAGCAGGUCAUUUGGUUUUGGCAGUUUGUGCAGGAGACAGAUAAUGAGGUCAGAAUGCGUCUACUACAGUUUGUCACAGGGACCUGCCGCCUGCCUCUUGGAGGCUUCGCUGAGCUCAUGGGAAGUAAUGGGCCUCAAAAAUUUUGCAUUGAAAAAGUUGGGAAAGACACCUGGUUACCAAGAAGCUACACAUGUUUUAAUCGCUUGGAUCUGCCACCGUAUAAGAGUUAUGAGCAACUGAAGGAGAAACUUCUUUUUGCAAUAGAAGAAACAGAAGGGUUUGGACAAGAAUAA
Pteronotus mesoamericanus is the source of this 2754-nucleotide messenger RNA. Its product is annotated as NEDD4-like E3 ubiquitin-protein ligase WWP1. The record is from RefSeq and is a predicted model, not a curated record. The transcript has a single exon. Gene Ontology annotation, biological process: proteasome-mediated ubiquitin-dependent protein catabolic process; protein polyubiquitination. NCBI's taxonomy places the organism in Eukaryota, Metazoa, Chordata, Mammalia, Chiroptera, Mormoopidae. Bases 1 to 2754 code for a protein of 917 amino acids. Gene Ontology annotation, cellular component: cytoplasm. Gene Ontology annotation, molecular function: ubiquitin protein ligase activity; protein binding.